This is a messenger RNA of Rattus norvegicus (Norway rat), 2046 nucleotides long. RefSeq names its product aspartate beta-hydroxylase domain containing 1 (gene Asphd1). The record is from RefSeq and is marked validated. Bases 813 to 1895 code for a protein of 360 amino acids. The transcript is spliced from 3 exons. NCBI's taxonomy places the organism in Eukaryota, Metazoa, Chordata, Mammalia, Rodentia, Muridae.
UUUUCGCCAACUCGCGUCUGGUUCAGUGCUGGAUCUGGCUUAACCAAGCUAGGGGAAAGGGGUGUCACAGGCCGACCUCUCCAGGGACCCGCAGGCCCACGGCCGGAUUUGCAGUUCAAGAGCACCGGCCUCACGCGCGGGUCAGGGCUCUUGCCCCGCCCCCGAGUCUGCCCCGCCCUUCUUUUCGCAUUGCGGGGCGGCUGGAGGUUGGCACUGUGCCCCUGUACCCCACGUGGCGCUCGGCCAGGGCUGGGGGAGGGGGUCUGGAGAGGCAAAUCCAGAGAGAAGUCUCCCACACACACACCGCCCGUGCAGGGCUGGGCUGCGGCUGCCUCUGGGAGGGGUCCUGGGUAGCUAAGCAGAGAGGGCUGCGGGAAGGAGUGACGUCAGGGUGAGUGGGUGCCCAAGAAGGGGUGUGUAGGAGAUCGGGAAUUCGAGAGGACGGAUCAGGCCCGGUCGAGGGAGAAGACAGGUCAAGGGGAGAGAAAAGAGAAAGAGCCGCUAUAGAGUGGGGCUGCGGGCCAGGUGGAGUAGAGACCGCUGUUGUUAAGGGAAGCUAAAAGAAAAAGAAGGGGUAAAUAAGGAAAGGGGGGCUGGAGUGGAGGGAGGAGAAACGAGCUGGGAGACUGAGGGUGGAGAGAGAGGAAAGGAAGAGGAGACUGAGGGGAGGAGAAAGGAGAGAGGGCCACAGAAGGAAGAAAGGACUAGAGUCCUGAGUGAAGACAAAUAGAAAAGGGGGAGAGAGAGCGCUAGAGGGAAGUGAGGGAAAGGUCUGUUGGGGGGUCCUGUAGGAGGAGUGAACAGGAGUGGGGAUGUGGAAGGGAGGGAAUCAGGAAGCAGUCAUUGAGGGGUCAGGUGGAGAACUGGGGGGACCAGGGAGCUGGGGUCUACAAGAUGCAGCAGGCCUCUUAGCCAGAGCCUCUUUGCCUAUCAUGUUUCCAUGGCCACUGCCCCUAGGUUCCUCAGUUCUUACUGUGCUCCUCGGAGCCCUCACUUCUCUGUUCCUUUGGUACUGCUACCGCCUGGGCUCCCAAGACAUGCAGGCCCUGGGGAUUGGGAGCAGAGCUGGGGGUGUUAGUGGUAUGCCUGAUGUAUGCUCUCAGACUGGCUCACGGGGCUCUGGGGAUCCUGGGGAAGGACACAGGGCAGAAGGUCUAGUGAGCAGGCGGCUUCGGGCCUAUGCCAGGCGUUACUCCUGGGCUGGAAUGGGCAGAGUGAGGCGGGCAGCUCAGGGUGGCCCUGGCCUCACAGGAGGGACAGGGAUACUGGGCAUUCAGCGCCCUGGCUUACUUUUCCUACCAGACCUGCCUUCAUCCCCCUUUGUGCCACGUGAUGCCCAGAGGCAUGAUGUGGAGCUCCUACAGAGCAGCUUCCCCGCCAUUUUGCGGGACUUCGGAGCUGUGAGCUGGGACUUCUCAGGGAGUACCCCUCUGCCUCGGGGCUGGUCCCCACCCUUGGCCCCUGGGUGCUACCAGCUCCUGCUGUACCAAGCAGGCCGGUGCCAACCCAGCAACUGCCGGCGGUGCCCAGGAGCCUAUCGGGCACUGAGAGGGCUGCGGAGCUUCAUGAGUGCCAAUACCUUCGGCAAUGCUGGCUUUUCCGUUCUACUGCCUGGGGCCCGGCUUGAGGGCCGCUGUGGACCCACCAAUGCUCGAGUUAGAUGCCAUCUGGGUCUGAAGAUCCCUCCUGGUUGUGAGCUGGUUGUUGGUGGUGAGCCCCAGUGUUGGGCUGAAGGGCACUGCCUCCUGGUGGACGACUCCUUCCUGCAUACAGUGGCUCAUAAUGGAUCCCCUGAAGAUGGGCCUCGAGUGGUCUUCAUCGUGGAUCUCUGGCACCCUAACGUGGCUGGGGCUGAACGCCAAGCUCUUGACUUUGUCUUCGCACCAGACCCUUGAAAGAAGCUGUUCCCUUCCAGCACCUGAGCUGGGGUGAGGCUGCACUCAAGGACAGCUUAAGUGGUGGCCAGGACCUCUUCUCCACUGUGAGGGGCAGGAAGGUGUGACUUACUCAGCCAGCACUGAAUACAAAUUCUGAAUCCUCUCCUAA